Molecule: messenger RNA, 1186 nt
Organism: Cyprinus carpio (common carp)
Lineage: Eukaryota; Metazoa; Chordata; Actinopteri; Cypriniformes; Cyprinidae
Product: carbonic anhydrase IX
Exons: 11
Coding region: 16-1170 (384 amino acids)
Cellular component (GO): plasma membrane
Molecular function (GO): zinc ion binding; carbonate dehydratase activity
Source: RefSeq, a predicted model, not a curated record
ACUGAGGAGGUAAGCAUGCUGCUGGAUAUGUUACUCAUCCUUCAUCUUCAUGUGCUAGUCGUAGCAUCUUCAUCCUCCGCUGAGGAAGAUGAGAGCAGUGAGAGGGAUGCCCAACAGAGUAAAGGUUCUUCUCAUCAGCACCACUGGGGUUACCACGAUCAGGACACGUGGUUAUCUGUGUUUGAACACUGUAGUGGAAAAUCUCAGUCUCCAAUCAACAUAGACACUCAUAAGGUUUUCUAUGAGCCCAGACUCCCUCCCAUUAAACUGGAGGGUUAUGAUCUCACCGGCUCUCACGCUCUCACCCUCAUCAACAACGGACACACAUUACAGCUGAGUCUGCCGAGCAGCAUGCGUAUCAUGAGUGGAUUCGAUCACGUUUAUGUCGCAGCCCAGCUUCACUUCCACUGGGGAACUAAAGAGGUCCCUGGCUCAGAGCACACCAUAGAUCAUGUUCAUUUCCCUGCUGAGAUCCACGUGGUUCAUUAUAACUCCAAAUAUGCAGAUCUGGUUGAGGCUGCUAGUAAAGCUGAUGGACUGGCAGUGUUAGGAGGAUUCAUAGGUAUUGGCCUUCAUGACAAUGACAACUAUGAGAAGAUUCUGUCUGCGUUAACAGACAUCAGCAUAGAGGAGUCAGACACUGAGAUUCCUGGUUUUAAUGUGCGCCAUCUACUGCCGGACAGCUUGGACAGGUUUUAUAGGUACAACGGGUCCCUGACGACCCCACCGUGCUUUCAGACGGUCAGCUGGACUUUGUUUAAUGACUCCAUCAGAGUCUCAAGAAGACAGCUGGCAGCCUUGGAGGACACACUGAAAACUGAACACAACAAGCUUUUGUCCAAAAACUUCAGAGCUCCACAACUUCUGCAUGGGAGAAAAGUGCUGGCAUCUUUCCACACAGAAUCCACUACAAGAAUAGCCAGUAAAGCUCCAUCUGAAACACGAGAUAACAAUAUAAUGGAAUCUAACGGUUGUUUUUUUCUCACAGGACACAUUCUGGCGGUUAUCUUUGGGGUUCUGUUUGCCGUCACAUUGCUGGUCUUUUCCACGUACACAUAUCGACAGCAGAAAAAGUACUCAAAGUUUAAAAAAGAUUCCAAGCCAAAUGUUAUUUAUAAACCAGCCGCCGUUGAAAAAGACAUAGACCCAACCUCUGUUACUGUAUCAUAAACCACAUUUUAAUUCA